AUGCCUGGAGGCGAUUCAGCAGCAACAGAAAACAUACCGGCUGGGGACUUUGACCUGCUGCUCUUCCGGCGGCGGCGCUUCCGUACAGCAAAAGCUUGUUAUCCAUGCCGUCGACGAAAGGUCAAGUGUGACCUAAACCAGCCAUGCGGGACGUGCAUCAGUCGGGAGCAUCCCGAUUUGUGUGACUACACGACCAAUACCUUUGCUGGAGCGGAGUCGUCUACCUCCGAACAGAGCCCGAGUGUUCGAGAGCAGCCUGAAGAGGCUCAUGUAAACCCUCCAGCUGCAGAAAUAGCUCAGGGGUUCACCACGUUUCCUUUUACCAACUUGUGGAUGCCAGGUGAUGGCAUAGAAAAAGUGUACAGUGCACUGCCCGAGGACGAUGUAAUUUUGAACCAUUUUCGAUUAUAUCAAGAAUCUCUCUUCCAUCUCGAGCCUUCGAUCGUAAACCUACGAAAUUUCGAAACUGUACUCCUAGAAUUCCUGCGUAAGCGAAGAGCUGUUCCGCCAAAUUCGUACCUGGAGCCUCUGUCAGAAAGCACAAGCUCGUGGUUUGGUCUCUUAUUUGGCAUAUUAUCAUGCGGUGCCCAGCUUGCUGUAGUCGAGGGGGUCGAGGGGGAGCUGGAUACCACGAAAGCGUGGGUUUUUGCAUGCUGCUCUUUCCAGUGCUUACGAUUUUGCAACUUUACUUCAUACCCUAAUAUCGAGGUUGUCCAAGCCCUAAUAAUGCUGGUCAAUUAUUUGAGAAACCAGGGAGAUGCAGGGGCUUCGUGGUCGAUGUUGGGCUUAGCCAUACGUCUUGCCCAAACUCUUGGGCUUCACUGCACACCAGAUCCCAACUCCAUCAGCAAUCCGAGGAAAAGGGAAGAGGCUAUUAUAAGAUCAUCCAUAUGGCGCUCCUUAAUCUGGCAGGACACUCUCGCCUCCCUCUGCUACGAUCGGCCGUCUGGAAUCGUUGUUUUAGAAUCUAUUCCAUCGAACACUGCCUCACCUCGAUUCUAUUCAUUCUUCGAUAGCUGCCAUCAUUUAUUUGUGACGGCAAACAAGAUUGGCCAUGCCCUAAACCAAGCAAAAUUUGCAGGAGAACGACUUUCCCACGAGACGGUACUCGAUUUCAGAAAGCUUGUCAACAUCAUCGAGACACGAUCGGUGCCCCAUUUACAAGAUCCAUCCAAGUGUCAGUCCAAGAAUGACUACAUUCAGCACUACAUAUUCAGACUCUUCACCGACUCGGUCAUGGUGUGCUUGUAUAGGCCAGCCAUGACAGGUGACGAAUCUCAAGAUGACGAUAUCACGGAUUAUUACCUGAAUCGAUGCCGUUCGACACUACAAACAUACAUGGAACUUAUGAAUUUGAAUGCUCCAUUCCAGAGGCUCUGGUUCUUUGUUCACAUCACAUUCAGCAGCGCCCUGAUCCUGGGCCAAGCUGCCUAUGCGCGCAAUGUUCAUUCCGAUAAGACAUUUUUGAAGCGUUUUUUUAACAGUCUCUCGCAAAAUCGAGCGUUUGUUAGCGUUCCAGUGUAUGAAAAUGCCUGGAGAUUACUACACGAGUUCUUGACGACAAACGAUAACAAUAUGGAGGAAUAG
Molecule: messenger RNA, 1587 nt
Organism: Trichoderma harzianum CBS 226.95
Lineage: Eukaryota; Fungi; Ascomycota; Sordariomycetes; Hypocreales; Hypocreaceae
Exons: 6
Coding region: 1-1587 (528 amino acids)
Biological process (GO): regulation of DNA-templated transcription; DNA-templated transcription
Molecular function (GO): carboxy-lyase activity; zinc ion binding; DNA-binding transcription factor activity, RNA polymerase II-specific
Source: RefSeq, a predicted model, not a curated record